GUGAAGUAGACCAUCCACGUUUCUUUCUUUACUUUCAUUUUGACGAUUCUCAAAGGCUAGUCCUCCGCUUCAGACAGCGCCAGUCGCUUUAAUUAUUCAGUAAUAACUUUCUUGGUCGAAGUUGACUUCGUCUGCCUUUCUCUCUCUACACAUCUACAGCUUUCACAGCCUUUUUCUACAUCUACACAAAAUAUUCAACAUGCAGUUCACGACAGCAGCUCUGGCCCUUAUGGCAGGCUUCGCUUCUGCGCAAAAGAUACAGGUCGUCACCGUCGGCUCGUCCAAUGGUUCCCUGACCUACUCUCCCGAUAGUGUUCAGGCGGCCGUCGGCGACAUGGUGCAGUUCCAGUUUGUCGCCGCCAACCAUACCGUGACGCAGUCGACCUUCGACCAGCCCUGCCAGCCCAUCAGCUUGUUCUCGACAAACGUGACGGGCUUCCACUCUGGGUUCAUGCCCGUCGCCGCUGGAGGGUCCAACAUCCCCACGUACACCAUCCAAGUCAACAACACCACGCCCAUCUGGGUGUACUGCGCGCAGGCUCGCCACUGUGAGAGCGGUAUGGUCAUGGUCAUCAACGAGAACACCGCUGCCAACGCCUCUCGGUCCCUCGCCAAUUUCAAGUCACUCGCUUCUGGGGCAACCACUGUCACUCCUGGUACUGCCGCCGCCGACACCUCCAGCAGCUCCAGCAGCACAACCAGCGGCACCACCACCACGACCUCCAGCGCUGGCAUGGUCAAGGUUGGCGGCACCACGUUGGGUCUGGCUGGUCUUGCUGCUGCCAUCAUGCUCCUGUAGCCUUGCCCUGCCAGGAUGUUAGAGGGUGAGAGCAUGCAAUUGCAGAUGUCGGAAUGAAUCAUGUGGACUGGUCUACAAGUAUACCCAGCUGGAUUAAUAUGGUGGUGGUGGAGUUCUUGGUUGAUAUGUCUUUAUAUUAUAGACGAUUUCUCUUGAAAAGAGUUCGUCGCUUUUUGGGGGGUACGAUAAGAAAAGAAAUGAAAAUAUAUCCAUUUGUUGUGCG
Molecule: messenger RNA, 1022 nt
Organism: Cryphonectria parasitica EP155
Lineage: Eukaryota; Fungi; Ascomycota; Sordariomycetes; Diaporthales; Cryphonectriaceae
Product: Cupredoxin
Exons: 3
Coding region: 200-799 (199 amino acids)
Source: RefSeq, a predicted model, not a curated record